Molecule: messenger RNA, 1664 nt
Organism: Solea senegalensis (Senegalese sole)
Lineage: Eukaryota; Metazoa; Chordata; Actinopteri; Pleuronectiformes; Soleidae
Gene: nsmce2
Product: NSE2 (MMS21) homolog, SMC5-SMC6 complex SUMO ligase
Exons: 6
Coding region: 287-979 (230 amino acids)
Biological process (GO): protein sumoylation; double-strand break repair via homologous recombination
Cellular component (GO): Smc5-Smc6 complex; nucleus
Molecular function (GO): zinc ion binding; SUMO ligase activity
Source: RefSeq, a predicted model, not a curated record
UCAGAGCUUUGAUGAUAAUUGUUGUCUAUUCAGAUGCCAUUUCGGGGGUUUGGUUCAAUCUCACAUGCCUGUCGUACUUUACACUUGUAUCUUUGUAAAGUCACUACCGAGUGACUUUAUCGCAGUUUAGUACACUUUAAACCCUUUAGACAUUUAGCGCGUUAGUCUUCUAGCUAAGCUAACAACAACUGGCAGGUGACGCUAGCAGGCUAGGCUAACGGCUAGCGGAUGGUCAGCUGAAGUUUGCUGGUUGUGUUACUGGUGUCUGUUUUUAAAACGUGUCGUUAUGUCUUUGAGCGCCGUUCACGGGACUCUGUCAAGCCUGAAGUCAUGUCAGGCAGACGUCGGGACAGCAAUGGACAUAGUGACAGAUGUGGCGAUGGACCUGGCUGAGGCUCAGGAUGAAGAGAUGAACAGUGGCAUCAAGGAGAUGGAGGCUAUGAUUCUGGACUGUGCCAGGCUCGACAGAGAAAUCAACUGCUUUAUUGAUGUGGUGCAACAAGUUACAGCUGAGGUUGCCUCCCAGCAGCCAGAGGCCAUGAUUGGCCUGUCUGCUAAAGUGAGUGAGAAGUUCACAGAGACAACAGCCAGACUCUCUGAUGCUGAUCUGCACCGUCACCAGAAAGUAUUAGCCUUCAAUGACAGCAUCAAGAAUUCUCUCAACACAGCCAACCAAGAGUCGGCUGAUAACAUGGAGGAGCUUGAUGAGGACAUUGCUGUUACACAGAGCCAAGUCAACUUCACCUGUCCACUCACACAGGUGGAAAUGGAGAACCCAAUGAAGAAUAAGAAUUGUAACCACCAUUAUGAUGAAGCUGCUAUACUGGGCCUGAUCAGAACAAGAAACAACCAGAAAAAGAAAUGCCGUUGUCCUGUGGUGGGCUGUGGAAACACUGAUGUGAAAGCAACAGACCUCAUUCCUGACCAGAGUCUGAGGAGAAAGAUUCAAAGCCAGAAGAGAAACAGCAACCGGACGUAGUGCUCUAAGCAGCUGGGUAAUUUAUUGUAAGACCCAUUCCCCUGUACAGUUCUAUAGUUAGAAUAGUAAUGGAUUUUGGCUAUAUGUAGUUUUUUCCCUACUUUACUGAGUAGUGAACCUAUGUUGGACAAUUUAUGUGAAAAAAUUUUGCAGUCAAUUCUGUAAUUAGGGACAUGGGUACAUGAUGCAGUAAUUUGAAAACACCACAAGAGAGCAGCCUCUGCAUGAGGACACAGGGGUAGAGAGGGUCAGGUGUUUGAUCCUCCAGUCAGUCAAUGAACCCCAAAAUUGGCCCUGAAGAGUGUGCCAGCUGUUCAUAGAUUAUGUGAUGGAGAAGUAAUAUGCAGUAGAGGUGUUGUAUGAAUGUGAAAUGUUGUGAAAAUGGCUUUGGACAAGAAAAGAGCUGUCAAUUUUACCAUCUGUAUAAUCUGGAUUAUAAAUAAAGUAUUAUUAAAUUGUGACCACUACUGGUCACUAAGAAAUCCAGAGUCACUUCAUCACAUCACUAUAUCAAAAACUUUGAAAUCCAUAUCUCUUCAAAAUAAGGUGGCUUCUAUAAAUGGUACCACACAAGGAUCCUGAGAUAAUAGAAAAUCCUCAAAGUUUUCAACGAGCCAUAAACAAAUGAUUCUUUAACAUCUGUGGGAAUGCAUGUGUGUGAUUAAAGCUCUACUUUUUCCUGCUA